Penicillium angulare is the source of this 363-nucleotide messenger RNA. RefSeq lists its product as uncharacterized. Lineage: Eukaryota; Fungi; Ascomycota; Eurotiomycetes; Eurotiales; Aspergillaceae. The record is from RefSeq and is a predicted model, not a curated record. The transcript has a single exon. Bases 1 to 363 code for a protein of 120 amino acids.
AUGGCAGAUCGGCAGGGCCCGCCGACUUCCAAGAGACCGAGGAUCAAUAGCGUCAGGGCGAGGGUGACGACCCUUUAUACCCACGCACCGCAGCCCCGGUGGAUCCUGGACUCUGCCGCUACCAGCCACAUCCGCUGGGACCGGAGCUGUUUUACCAGUUUGCGGCCCCACCGCGAGGUGUUGGACGCGGCGGGCGAUCCAGUAGAAGCCGAAGGGAUUGGUACGGUGAAGCUCACGCUCCGGGGGAAGUUUAACCAACCCCUGGUGUUGAAGAACGUGUACUUCGCGCCACGCGUCGGGAUGAACCUGAUCAGCGUGCCGAAGCUACUACGAGACCGCUACUCGGUGGUGGCGCACCCGUAG